Messenger RNA from Neurospora crassa OR74A, 1896 nucleotides. RefSeq lists its product as hypothetical. Gene Ontology annotation, biological process: dephosphorylation. The transcript is spliced from 2 exons. Bases 1 to 1896 code for a protein of 631 amino acids. Gene Ontology annotation, molecular function: phosphatase activity. Lineage: Eukaryota; Fungi; Ascomycota; Sordariomycetes; Sordariales; Sordariaceae. The record is from RefSeq and is a predicted model, not a curated record.
AUGAAGGGCAUUAUCUCCGCGACUCUGGCCUCCGUUCUGGCCGGAACCGCUUUGUCUCAGUCAUCUCCAAACACCAGGGACGAAUCCGCUACGGAGCGUGUAUGGUCCUCCAUUGCAUGGGUUAUGCAUGGUGACCGGAGUCCUCUCGAUGUGCCCGGUUUUCCUCCUAAUUUGACUCCCCUAGGUGCUCAACAACUCGUUGAUCGAGGCCGCGUUCUUCGCAAUCGUUACAUAGUGGCUGCUCAAGAACCGGAUAGUUUUGAUGUUUCCAAGCUCAUCGGAGCCAAGCUCGUGGGCCUAAGCACGAACGCCAUCGACAACACCCAGCUUGAUAUCCUUACGGGCGCAGAUAGUUACGACUUUCACAGUGCUCUAGCCCUCAUGCAGGGCCUCUAUCCCCCGUCAACACGUGUAUUUAAUGGUACGGAUGGUAUAGCAGCUGCUCUCCUUGCCAAUACCGAGAUAUUGGAUUAUCCACUGGAAGGAUAUCAAUAUCCGGUCAUCAGGUCAUCGUCAGUCGACGACCCUGAAUUUGUUUACGUGGACGCAAAUAAGCUCUGCCCCCAGUAUCUGCGCUCUUUGGACAGCUUUAAGAACGACACUCAGGUGGAGAAGACCUACAAUGAAACACUGGUCUUCUACAAAGCGGAAUGGGAAAGGAUCUUCCACGGUGACAACAUCGCGUACCCCUCGGAUCUGGCAGACUACCAUCACGCUUACGAAUUCUAUGACCACAUUCAGUAUCUCUACGUACACGACAACGCCACGAAAAAUCAACUAAACUCCUCCUUUGUCGAAUACAUGGGCAAUCUCGCAGCUACCGAGCAGCGUGAAAAGCAUGGAAACUUGACGGUGUCUGGAAAGGAAGAAGGCGACAAAAUCCGCGCUAUUGCAGGCCGCACCAUGGCUGGCAAAGUUAUGGAGUGGUUCGACAGCAAUGUCCAGACAGAAGGACGCACCAACAAGCUCAAUAUGGCCUUUACCUCCAUAGAGCCCUUCUUUGCGUUCUUCUCUCUGUCAGGCUUGAUAGAUGGUCCAUCUGGUAAUCAGUUCCGAAGCCAUGUUCCCAACCCUAGUGCAGCGAUGAUUUUUGAACUCUUCUCCAAAGGCGGCAGCGACUCGGUAUACCCUCCUGACGAGGAUCUCUGGGUACGGUUCCUUUACGACGACGCCAGAUCCGGCUCCCUUCCUCAAGAAUACGCCCUCUUUGGCAACGGGAACUCGCAAUCAGUCAUGCCUCUCGCCGAAUUCAGACAUUCCAUGGGAGAGAUUGCCCUCAAUUCAUCGUCCCACUGGUGCGACGUCUGCGACAGUUCUGCCUCUUUCUGUCUCGUGGCCAAAGGUUCCACCGAAGGCGACGACAACAAGGGCGGCAGCCCCGACUCUAGCUCAUCCGUCGUCUCCCACGAUGGUCAGGGUCUCAAAAUGGACCCCACCAUAGCCGGCGCCAUCGGGGCCGCCUCAGCAGUUGCCGUCAUCGGACUCGGCUUGCUCGCAGCCACGCUCUGUGCCGGUCUCCGCUUCCACCGAGCCGGCUCGGAGAAGAGGCGCGAGCAGGAGCGCAUGAUUCACAUGCUGAAUCUAGGCAGCGCGUAUAACAAUGACAAUAAUCGGGCAGCGGCGCCUGAUGCCGACGUGACGUACGCCAGGAACGGAAUCCGUCACGAGCGCGUAGGAAGCUGGGAAAUGCACAAUGGAUUCGGUACGAAUCCGUAUGGUACGAGCAACACGGACCGUACUGCGGGGCUCGAUCGCGUUUAUACCAAUGAUGCUGGCUUUUACUCACCAAGGCCCGGCGGCAGCUCGUCGAAGCGACCGGCAGAGGAUGACCAAGCAAGCUACUUUGGCACUGUGCCGACGAAGCCGAGGGAUUUUACCUUGCGAGAUGGUGAGUGA